Messenger RNA from Cololabis saira (Pacific saury), 9104 nucleotides. RefSeq names its product AT hook containing transcription factor 1 (gene ahctf1). Bases 237 to 8183 code for a protein of 2648 amino acids. Gene Ontology annotation, molecular function: protein binding. The record is from RefSeq and is a predicted model, not a curated record. The transcript has 40 exons. Lineage: Eukaryota; Metazoa; Chordata; Actinopteri; Beloniformes; Belonidae.
CGAGAGCAGCGUUUUCUCAUCGUGGAAAUGGCGCUUCGACUCCUGGAAACGUGAAGUCACAGGACCGUUUCUCCCUUGGUGACCAGUCGAAGCUCCACGAGGACUAUUCGCUCGGGAUGUGUUUCCUCAAGAUCAUAUUAUGACAGACGAAGAGAACAAUCAGGAGAUUUUUCAAGAAAACACAAGCAACGGUGGCUCUGAAGCUUUGCAGCCUCCAUCUCCCUGGACAGUGAACAAUGCAUGACCUGACUGCCCAAGUCACCAGUAGCUUGCUGCCCUUCUCAGGAGUGACUGUAGAUGCUCUGGGCGAAGAUGAAAUCACUCUGGACUCUGUUCUUCAGGGCAAGUUCACUGUGGGCCGCAGCGGGUUGGCCUGGCUCGCAUGUGGAGCUCAUCUGGAGGUUGUCCACUCGGUGACAGGUGAACGGCUGUCUGCUUACUGCUUUAGUGGUGGAGGAGAGCACCCGCCCAGCGUCCUUGCUGCCAGGGACUUCGGCUGGCUCAAACGGUCUGGAUUGUUGGUCGGCUUGGAAGAAACAGAGGGCAGCGUGCUGUGUCUUUAUGACUUGGGACUGUCCAGGGUGGUGAAAGCUGUGGUCAUACCAGGCAGGAUUACUGCGAUUGAGCCGUUGGUGAGUUAUGGUGGAGCGAGCACGUCGACGCAGCAUCUCCACCAGAGUUUGCGCUGGUUUUUCGGGAUCGCCGCCGUCGUAACAGAUCUUGGCCAUGUUCUGCUCGUGGACCUCUGUCUUGAUGAUCUGUCCUGCAGCCAAAGCGAACUGGAAGCUUCAGACCUGCAGGUAGUGACCAAGUCACCUGCAGAUAUCCCCAGGCUGAGAGAAGUUAGCACCGGACAGGGCAGACAUCUCUGUCUCGAGUUGCAUGGGGCCACUGGAGUCGGAGUCACAGCUCUCCAGUACAUCCCCAGAACCAACCAGCUGGCUGUAGGAUUUUCUGAUGGAUACUUGCAACUAUGGAACUUAAAAUCUCUAAAGAAGGAAUACCACUCCCAAUUAGAAGGUGGCAGGGUGCCUGUGCAUGCCUUCACCUUCCAGGAGCCUGAAAAUGACCCCAGGAACUGCUGCUACCUCUGGGCCGUCCAGUCUCCUUCAGACCUCGAGGGAGAUGGGGUCAGCCUUCGUUUGCUUCAGCUUGCCUUCAGUGAAAGGAAGUGUCUGGCCACUGGGAAGAUCCUCUAUGAGGGUCUUGAGUACUGUGAGGAGCGUUACAGCCAGGAUUUAAGUGGCACAAAUUUCCCUCUCAGGGCCCAGGCCCCAAACACACGCCUGCUAAGUUGCCAGACGAUCGAGAAGUUCAGAGCCCAUCCUGACAGGGAUGACAGUUUGAAUGAAGUUGCAUCCCCAGACACCAGUGUAUCCAUCUUCAGCUGGCAAGUCAAGGCUUACGGUCAGGGAACUCCUUCUACAUACAUUGGGGUGUUUGACAUCAACCGCUGGUACCAUGCACAGAUGCCAGACUCUUUAAGAAGUGGAGAGUCCCUGCAAAAUUGUCCCUACCUGGCUGUUUGGCGUUUGGACCCUGUGGUGCAGAUGGUUUCUCCCCACAUGCUCCUGGAUGUGGUGGUGCACGAGCGCAGCCUGAGCAGAGGCUUGCCAUUCACCUGUCCCCCACCAGAACAGUACUUUAACCCAACCACAUAUAACUUUGAUGCUACGUGCUUGCUCAACUCUGGAAUUGUGCACUUAACCUGUUCUGGGUAUCAAAAAGAGACAUUAAGUAUUUUGAAGAAAGCUGCUCCGUGUUCCAGUGAAAUCAUCUCCACUAGCUAUUCUCACUGCCUUAUGUCUGGCUUACUCUCAUCACGCUUGGCUGACGCCCAAACAGCCAAUCCUUCUCAGGAGGAACAGCUUGAUGCCAUCUUGUCAACAGCAGUUGAAACCAGUUCGUUGGGGCUGAUUACUGGCUGUAUCAAACAGUGGACUGCAGAAGAGCAACCGGGCUCUGCGCUGAACCUGCGCUACAUCCUGGACUGGGCCUGGAACAAAGUGGUCCAGACGAAGGAGGAACUGGAUGGCAUCUGUGCUCCGCUGUUUGACAGCUCAUCCAACUUCACCGACCCUCAGACCAUGCAGCUACUACAGCACAGUGAGAGGCUGCUCGCUAACCUCAGUGCCAUCUUCCACUGUCUGCUCAGUGAAGUUCAGGAGAUCACACAAAAAGGUCUGGAAGGCCUGAUGAACAAGAACAUGGUGUCCAGUCUCAUCUCCAAGUACGCUCAAGUGGUCGUCUGGUUCUGUCGUACCGGACUGCUCCCUGAGGGAUCAGCGGAAGAUGCUCUCCAGAUUUCCAGACCUUUCUAUACUCACUCAGUCAUCAGCAACUACUACACUAUACGCAGAGAAGAGCUGACCAGACUGGCCAAGAACAAGUGGUGUGCAGACUCCCUCAUGAUCGAUGGCUUGGUCGGCCAGUGUGGUGAACGCCUGGUCAGCCUGUGGAAAAGGGAUGAAGGUGGAACAGGGCUGUACCCACCAUCCACCCUACACGCAUUGCUGGACAUCUAUCUACUGGACAACAUUGAUGCAACUGCCAAACAUGCAAUUGUGAUUUACCUCUUGUUGGAUGUCAUGUACUCCUUUCCCAAUAAGGAUGGAGCAUCGGUGGAGUCAUUCCCCACUGCGUUUUCCAUCCCUAUUGGGCUGGUUAAAUUAGUUCAAGGCCUCUGGCUUCUGGACCAUCAUGACCAUCAGAGUUCAUUCGAGCUGCUCUUGCAUCCAGCUGCUUCUCAGUUUUAUUUUGAAUGGCAGCAUGAGCGCGUCCUGCAAGCCCUGAUGUGCCAGGGCCAACAGUCGGUGGCACUACGAUACUACAAUGUUACGAAGCCGCCAAUUUCCUCCGCCUCCCAGGCCAAGCUCUGCCUGUCUGUACUGCUACACAAUAGGUGUCUUAUUGAGGCGUGGUGCUUGAUUCGGCAGCACUCUAAUCGCCAGAACAUUACUGAACUCCUGGGGUGUCUGUAUGAGAGCUGCCAGGAGCUGGGCCUCAUGAAAGAGCUGCUCAAACUCCCCCUGGGCCAAAACGAACAGGAAUAUUUAGAGAAGUUCCUCCAAGGCACAGGGGGUCUGCAGAACAGGGAACUACUGAUGAUUCAUUACCUUCAGCAGGCCAACUACAUUCCUGCUCUGCAGCUCAACCACAGGCUGAAAAUGAACUUGGUGAAUGAGCGAGAUCCGAAGCUCAAAGAACGAUCCAACACCAGAAACUCUAUAUUGGAACAAUACGGCAAAGUUUUGCCUAGAGUGCAGAGGAAACUGGCAGUGGAGAGAGCCAAGCCCUACCAGCAUCCUUGCACUGUCCACAGAGAAGUUUCCCGGCCACAGCCGCUGUCGACAAUCACCAAGCGCUCUGCCAAUGACAGGGUGAUGUCCAGGGCUGGAUUCAUUAACAAUGUCUUGACCAAGAUUGAAGAGGUGUGGCUCGGCAAAGGAAAUACACCACAAUCCUCCCCAGCCAGGAGCUAUACAACGGCUAACGUUCAGAGCCUCAGCCCUAACCCAUCUACCUCGGCGUUGCCUGAACCCUUUCUAGGAACUCCCAUCACCAUGAACCCCAAACGAAAGUCAAGGUUGCUGGAUUUGGUGGUUCAUCCCGCCUGUCGGACCCCUCAGCCUCUUCUCAGCCCACCCAGACCUCCCACCUCCUGGAUUUCUCCCAAGAGGAUUAGCAAAGCACCUGAACUCAGCUUGUUACAAACACCACAGGUUGUCAAACGAGCUCGAGCCUUGGCUGCCUCGGGCUCUGUGUUUUCAGCUUUCACCCCCCAGUCCAUCCUGCGCAGCAGCCUGAGGCCCACGCCCGUCGCCACCCCUUCUGCCUCCCCAGGACGCUCCGUCACGCCUCCUCUCCGCAGCAAAGAGAACCGAAUCACUUUCAUUGAAGAAACCGAGGCCCCUGCAACGGAGAAGGGUGUCCAAUGGACUAACGGGAUGGCGGCAGACAGUGAGAUUAGCCUGCUAACCAGGGGCUCAGCGUUACCCAAGGUGACACGCAAGAUCUGGUCUUCAAAGUCAGCGGAGGAGGGAGAUGAUGAUGAUGAUGAAGCGGGCGAAGUCCCUGCAGAAACGAAGCCAUCAGACACAACACCGGCACGUCUCAGUUUGAGUCUGGACACUAGCGGAGUAUCUGUCCGGUCAACGGACACCACUCAAGAGUAUUAUGAUGCACCUGCCUUGGAAUAUGUCGACGGGGAGGAUGAAGAUGACGGUGUGGUGACGCUGAACAUCAAACAUCUGACUGAAAAAGAUGAACCCGAAGAAAAGCCUGACGAAAACCCUGAAGAAACUACCAAACAAACCCUUCACCCGACAUCAGAAGAUGCAGAGAAGCAAGAAGAGGUUGUGGAGGAAGAUGAGUUCUUUGAGGACCUGACGGAGAGCGUUCUCGAGCAGGAGGCAACAAAUGAGGCAGAAGAAGCCGAGUCUGAAAGAAAGGACGAACCAGAUAUCGAAUCAAGUAGACAACAAGAAGCGAUAGCAUCUCCUGGUCAAGAGGAGUCAUUUACUCACAAUGAAGCUGGUAACCAGGUACCGGAGAGCUCAGACUCGGAGGUCACAUCUCAGGACCCUCCCGUGGAAGGUGAAGCACUGGAUGUCCAGUUGGAGCCCACUGUGUCCCUGGAGGCCGGCGUCAAUCCUCCCAAACCACCUGCAGGAACUGAAAACACAGACCAACCUGCAGUGGAUCUGGAGCAGUUGACAGAUUUGACAGAUUUUGUUCAGCAGCACCUGUUCGGUGGCGAUCUUUCUCCUCCGCUGACUCGCUCUUCUAUCCGCAUCACAUCUCAGACAAAGACUUUGUUGAACAGUGAGUCAGUAGAUGAGGAUGAAGAGGAGGACCAGGCUGCUUCUGAAGCUUCCCCCGUGUUAACGCGCCAAAAAUCUGUCUCUGUGACGUCUUCAGAGCCGACGGGCAACGACUCCCACUCUGUUGUAAGCGUGAAUGAUAGUGAAGAACUUUCAAGCUCUACAUCUGGGGAGGAGGAUGAGGACGAGGAGGAGGAGGAGGAAGAGGACGAGGAGGAGUCUGACCAAGCGGAGGAGGAGGAGGAGGACGGGUCUGCGGAGGAAGAGGAGGAGAAGGAAGAGGAGGAAGACUCUGGCAGUGAGGUGGAGAUCAUUGAGGAGGUCCAGGGUAAUGGAAGGCUGCCACCCCUCCAGCCCAGUUCAGUGUUUGUACAGCAGGCAAACGCACACUUCCUGCCAGUUCUGUCGGAGGAAGACGCUGCCGAGUUUUCUCUGAUUGCACCCGGUGCAGAGCUGAAGAUGGUAGAAGAAGACAUGGAGGGCGAGGUGGUGAUGGUGAGGCUGGGAGCAGAUGACGAGGAGAUGGACCUAAAUGAGAACAUGGAACAAGGCUCAUCCUACGUUGAGCUCAAACCCUCGGCCACCCUCCUGGUACCUUUGGAGCUCGUGCAGGAACAACCCAGCCUGGCCGACUGUGCUCAGCUGGAGCUCCAGAACACCAUCGUCACAGAUGACCUGCAGUCUGAAACUCAGAGCAGCUUCUCUCUGAUGCUGGAUGUGGACGAGGAAGGGGCUAAAGAGAAUGAUCUGCCCUCAUCUGACCCUCCUGCUCAGCCCGACAUAGUGGAUAUUAGUGAUGAAUUUUUGGCCAAACCUGAUGUCAUUACUUUGAACGCAGAUGAACAUGAUACCACUUUAUCCAGAGAAGCCUCGCAAGAAGUUAAAAGGAUAGAAAUUGAGGCCCUGGAUGUAAAUGAUGUUGAUGGGCUGUGUAGCGAAGAGCCCGUAACUUCUCAAACUGAUAUACAGAUUGAAUAUACUGCAGCAAAGCAGGAAACGGAAGAUGAAAUAGGAGAGGAGAAAGAUGAACACUUUGUCAUUUUGCCUGAAGUUCAUGAAGCUGCUUGUAAUUCAAUCUCUGGGCCAACUCCAGCAGAAACUCCUGAAGAACUUCCAGCAGAAACUCCUGAAGAACUUCCGGCAGAAACUCCUGAACUUCCAGCAGAAACUCCCGAAGAACUUUCGGCAGAAACUCCUGAAGAACUUCCAGCAGAAACUCCCGAAGAUCUUCUGGCAGAAACUCCUGAAGAACUUCUGGCAGAAACUCCUGAAGAACCUCUGGCAGAAACUCCUGAAGAACCUCUGGCAGAAACUCCUGAAGAACUUCUGGCAGAAACUCCUGAAGAACCUCUGGCAGAAACUCCUGAAGAACGUCCGGCAGAAACUCCCGAAGAACUUCUGGCAGAAACUCCUGAAGAACCUCCGGCAGAAACUCCUGAAGAACUUCCGGCAGAAACUCCCGAAGAGCUUCCGGCAGAAACUCCUGAAGAACCUCUGACAGGUGUGAAUGACAUAAACUCUGUAGUGAUAACAGAAACUGUUGAGGAAGUUAAAGAGGAGGAAAAACCAGCACCCGCUGUUGAGCAGAAGCCUGAGGAGAACGGUCCGGUUAAUACAGACGCAGAGAUGGUUGGUAGUGACGAUGUGGAGGCCGAGGAGCAGCAGGACCUCAAAGCAUCAACAGAAGCAGAAAUCAUUUUGGAGAAUGAAGACAAAGAGAAAGCUCAGCGAAAAUCUGAACAUAAACAUGUUGAAGAAGAGACUGCUGUGGAAAUGGUUUUCAGCUCAGAAAGCCUGCAAGACAAAGCGCACAUACCAAAGAGCCCCAUCUCCCAGAAGAAACGAGUUCCUUCCACGCCAACACGGUUGAUGACCAGGAGGAGGGCGGUCACGUUUACCUCCUCCCUGUCAGAGGCAACAGAUGAAGCAGAGGAGGACGGAAGUGCAGCAGAUACUAAAACAAGCCGCCUGGCUCCUCCCUCACCAAGUCGUACUCCUAGGAAAGGUAAAGCGGUCAAAGACGACAAAGUCCAAACGGGCACACCUCGAAGAAGUUCUCGCAAAACCCAACCAGUUCGAUAUGAAGAUGAAGAUGAAGAGGUGGAGGCCAUGGAUAAUAAUGUAUCUGCCGUGACCUCCAAAGCCUCUUCUCCAGCUAGACGUUCAAAGAGAGUUACCAGAAUUACCCAGAAGGAUGAAGGCACCAGCGAGGAGAUGUCUAUAGCCACAGAGGCUGAAGACCAAGAGGACAAGGCUCCAGACGCAAACGCUAGUCAACGAAGAAGCUCACGGCUUCAAACCCCUUCGAAACUCAGGACCUCUCAGGUUAGCACUCCGAGGAGAUCCAGCCGAAGGACGUCGAGCAGCAGCGAGGUGGAGGAAACGGCACUGGAGACGCUGGACGACGAGAAGGAACCCCCUAUAAAACGCAGCUCCAGGAGGAUGACUAAGCCUUCAGAGACGUUACCAGCCCUGUUUGAGGAGGAAGAUGACACGGAAGAGCAGGUUCCCAGUCCUGCAAGGACAACUCGCCAGUCCAACCGGAAUUCCCUAAAUAUCUAUCCACAAAGCGAUAAGACGAGAGGAAAGAUCACUUCUGAAAGCACGAAAGACAGUGAAAAUCAGCUCAACUCUGAACGCAACAGAAGCUUUAGUCUAAAUAAGUCCCGUCGCCCAACCAGAAGCCAACUCUGGGACCACCCGGAGGAGGAUCUCCCGCUGCUGGACUCUCCGUUGGAGGUGGACUCAGAAACUCCCGUCGCAGACGCCCUAAUCAAGAGACUCCAGGAUGAGGAAGAGAAACAAGAAGGUGGUGUCACCUCAAUAAAGACCCUAAGAAGCCGUAAGAGGAGCACAAAGGGGUCAGUGGAGCAAGUUCUGGCUCCACUUGUUGAGAGUGACACCAUGGUACCUAAAGAGGACGAAUCCACUCCAGCCUCGCCAUCACGACAACGGCGAACCAGAGCGCACAAAACGGAGGAGCUUCCUGAGCGCGCAGAUUCCCCGGGGCCGAGUGAAGAGCAUGUGGCGGCCGUCACACGCAGCAGGAGAGUCAGAGAUGGAGCUCCUCGGGAUAAAGUUUCUUCAGAAGAGGAUCACGUGGAAGCGGAGAGCGCCGCAGGUGCAUCUAAAACUAGAAAAACGAGCAAACGAACAACCAGACCCAAAGCCGCCGCAGAGCCGCUUCCCAUCGCAGAGGUGGAUCCGAUCUCGCCGAUGCCCAGUCCAGCUGAUCCGCUCCCGCCAGCGCCGAGGAGGAUUUUAGACCGAGACGCCCCGACCACCGGCAGGAACCUUCGACGUAAACGCGUAAUGGACACAGUUUUCUCAAAACCUGUCACCCGGAGGAAGAGACUCUGAGGGCUUGGGCCAGCAAACAUCAGGCAUCAAGACUUGAAUCAAAUCCAGAAGGAUUGGUCAAAUAAAACAUUAAACCUGAACUCAAGAUGCUCCUGCUUUCUCAAAUGCCUCACAGUGAUGCUGUUUGUUUAUUGUAAUUCACUAUUAGAAUUAAUAUUAAAAUUGACAUCUUGGCAGGAAAAUAUAUUUUUGGGACAAAACAUACAAAGCGAUUAAUAGUGUGAUAAAAGAGGACUUUAUUUUUGGAGUCUACAUUUCGCCCAAAUUGCUUUUCCUUUGAUAUCUGUGGACAUUUUGGACCGCUCUUGAUCUUCUGGACGCUUAAUGGCGCAAAGAAAAGCAAUCAAUGUGGUGGUCUUGUUGGCUCCUUUUAAUAAAAUCAGAGACGACUGAACCUAUUCACUUUUUUUUUUUUAAUUUGCUCUCCAUUUUAAGAUUUUGUGUUUUACUUUUUAAAAAUUAAAACCUGCUGUUUUUUCUAUUUAAAAAGGAAAAGUAACCAACCAGUGGAGGCGUAUUUCUAUUGUGAGAUUUGUAUAUAGUACUUUGCUAUGUUCCAAAUAAAGUUAAUAAAUAAAUCCUAAAGAAUUAUGUUGAUUUUGGAUUUUGAGUCUCAAGACCAAACGUGUUUAACAUAGUCGAACCGCUUAUCUGAUAGUCUUAAAAUUGAACUUGAUUUUGUGUAGAAGUUGGAUCUGUUGUGAACGGAUGUAGAUGAUUGUUCACUGUUGGGACGUCCACUAUUGAAGAAAAACCUGCACAGCUGUUCCUAGAUGUUGAACCUUAUUCGUCACAUGUGAAUAGGCUUCAUGAACUGAAUUUGUGGCAUCUGUCAGCUAACAGACUAUUUUCUGAUGAAUGUAUGUAGAGUGUCUUAUUUUUGAUGACUGGUUCUUUGAUAAAUGCAGCAAAACUUGUAAA